AUGAGUCUAAGAUUCGAUCUCAAAGACAUAUUGAACGGGAAUCUAAAGGUUCUUGAUGAUUUGACAUCCAAUGUGAAGCAAAUACAAGACGAUGUACUCAAGGAGAUACUCACACUCAACGAAGACACGGAGUACCUCCACCGCUUCCUCCAUGGAAGCUCUGAUAAAGAGCUCUUCAAAACGAGCGUACCAUUUGUGACCUACGAAGAUGUUCAGCCUUAUUUAGACCGUCUCGCGAAAGGGGAGCCUUCCAAGGUUCUUUCAGCUCUACCCAUUACUGGAUUCCUUUUAAGCUCUGGAACUUCAGGAGGGAAACAAAAGAUAUUGCCUCUGAACGACAAGUACUUGGAGAACAUGAGAUUCAUCUAUGACCUACGCUCGCUUAUUAUAUCAAAACAUGUCGAUGGUGUUGAGCAUGGAAAAGGGAUGAUGUUUCUUUUAUUAAGAGAGGAGUCCACAAGUACAAAAUCCUCUUGCUUUCCAGCCACGUUUGCAACUUCGAGUUUCUUCGAAAGCAAGUACGUCAGAGACCGGCCAACGUACUGGUACAAUUCCUACACAAGCCCCGAUGAAGUCUUUUGGUGUCCAGACAACAAGCAAAGUUUGUACUGUCACCUUCUAUGUGGCCUUGUCCAAAGAGAUGACGUUGUAAGAAUCGGGGCUGUUUUUUCUCCAAUCGUGGUUCGAGCAAUCACUACUCUUGAAACUUACUGGAGAGAGUUGUGCGCUAAUAUCCGAUCAGGUCAAGUAAGCGACUGGAUCACCGACCUAAGUUGCAGAGCGUCAGUCUCUACGAUACUUAAAGGACCUAAUCCAGGAUUAGCUGAUCUUAUACAACAAAUUUGCAGCCACAAGUCAUGGCAAGGUAUUAUCCGACAACUUUGGCCUAAUGCCAAAUAUAUUGAAGGCGUUUUCACAGGUCAGAUGGCUCAAUAUGUUCCAACAUUGGAGUUCUACUCCGAUAAACUACCUCUCAUUUCCCCAACUUAUGCGUCGUCCGAAACAUUUUUCGGGAUUAACGUGAAUCCUCUGUGCAAGCCACAAGAUGUGACCUACACGUUUAUGCCCAAUAUCGCGUUCUUUGAGUUUUUACCUGUUGAUAAAGAAAGCAACAACGACAUUGUUGAUCUUGCGGACGUGAAGUUAGGGUGUUACUACGUGCCAUUGGUCACAACUUAUUCCGGUUUAUACAGAUAUAAAAUGGACGAUAUAUUACAAGUGGCUGGAUUUCACAACAAGGCGCCUCAGUUUAGAUUCGCACGUAGGAAGAACGAGGUUCUAAGCAUCCAAUCAGAGGGAACAACAGAAGUAGAACUUCUAAAAGCAGUGACUAAUGCGAAACUCGUUCUAGAAUCUUCGGAUUUGAUGUUGAUGGACUUCACCAGCUGUGCCGAUAUCUCCACUACUUCUACUCCAAGUCACUACGUUCUUUAUUGGGAACUCAAAGCCAAAAACUUGGACAACACCAGUACUAAAGUCGAUGACAAGGUAUUGGUGGAAUGUUGCCAUGUGGUGGAGGAAUCAUUGAACGCUUCCUAUAGAAAAGAGAGGACUAAGGAAGGAGCCAUUGGAGCUCUAGAGAUAAGAGUGGUGCAAAAUGGAACGUUCGAUGCGCUUAUGGAAUUUUUCGUCUCUCGUGGUGCUUCCGUGGCUCAGUACAAGACCCCCUUAUCCAUAAAAUCUACAGAGGCUUUAGCGGUUCUCGAAAGUAAGGUUCUUGCUCGGUUCUUCAGCGAGAAAUCUCCUCCUAUCGACCAUUGA
This is a messenger RNA of Thlaspi arvense, 1761 nucleotides long. Lineage: Eukaryota; Viridiplantae; Streptophyta; Magnoliopsida; Brassicales; Brassicaceae. The record is from the annotation of a GenBank genome assembly.